AUGUCCAGAUUCGCCAUUCGGGCGUUCCUGGCAGCCGCCAAGCGACAUCUACAAAAGUCCUUGAAAGAAAAAACGCAUACCUCCUUCGUGAUUGGCAACGAAUCCGCGGAUCUUGACUCCAUCACAUGUGCAUUGGUCUAUGGCUAUAUCCUAUCGAGCAAGCUGGAAGCAAGAAAGGCUGGGAGAUUCGUGAUACCGGUCGCCAACAUCGCGGCUUCGGAGCUGCCUCUACGCCCGGAACUCACCGCUCUACUCAAGCAUGCGGACAUCAAGCCAUUAGAGCUCAUCACCCUCGACGAUCUUGGAGACGAGCCUCUACCAGUGGAAAAGACGGACUGGACUCUCGUAGACCACAACGCUCUCCAGGGCAAGCUGGGCGAUCUCUACCGAAGCCGGGUCACGGGUGUCAUCGAUCAUCACGACGACGAGAAAGCCGUUUCAAGGGGAGUGGAUGUCAGAAUCAUUGAGAAAUCAGGCAGCUGCAAUAGCCUGGUGACCAACCACCUCCGGGAGACAUGGCAACAGCUCUCCGACUCCGCAAUGACAGUCGGCGCCGCUCACCCGCAAGACAACGUCACGCUCGUCGACGACUUCGCCUACACCUCCGGCUGGGACGCCCAGGUGGCCAAACUUGCCCUCGGUGCCAUCCUGAUCGACACAAUCAACAUGAAAGCCGAGCACAAAGUCACCGAUGCCGACAAGAAAGCCAUCCGAUUCCUGGAAGCAAAGAUCCAUAUUUCGCACAAGUAUGGGAAAGACUACGAUCGCGACAGGUUCUUCCAAGAGAUCGACGAUGCCAAAUCGGACGUGUCGGCACUCUCGCUCGAAGAUCUCCUGCGGAAAGAUUACAAGCAGUGGACAGAAGGCGACCUGACCCUCGGCAUCAGCAGCGUGGUGAAACCCUGUCAAUACCUGCACAAACACAAAGCCGCAGACGGAGAAACGUUUCAAUGUCCCCUGGUGAGGUUCGCGAAGAGUCGGAAUCUCAACCUCUUCGCCGUCAUGCCGGCUUUCAACGACAAUGGAACUUUUGAGCGACAAUUGCUUCUCUUGGCGCUGGAUGACAAGGGCAGGGCGGCUGCGGAGCGAUUUGCGGAAAAUGCCAAGGCGAAGCUGGAGCUCGCGGAUGGGAAGGACUCGCCGAUCAGCGGGGACGCUGAGGUGCCGUAUCAGAUGUUCUGGGAUCAGCAUAAUUUGGAGGCCAGUAGGAAGCAGGUGGCGCCGCUGCUCAGGGGGAGCAUGAGCUCGUAG
Messenger RNA from Lecanosticta acicola, 1251 nucleotides. The record is from the annotation of a GenBank genome assembly. NCBI's taxonomy places the organism in Eukaryota, Fungi, Ascomycota, Dothideomycetes, Mycosphaerellales, Mycosphaerellaceae.